This is a messenger RNA of Cucurbitaria berberidis CBS 394.84, 4376 nucleotides long. RefSeq lists its product as uncharacterized. Gene Ontology annotation, biological process: tRNA methylation. NCBI's taxonomy places the organism in Eukaryota, Fungi, Ascomycota, Dothideomycetes, Pleosporales, Cucurbitariaceae. Gene Ontology annotation, molecular function: RNA binding; tRNA (guanine) methyltransferase activity. The coding region runs from base 245 to 4144 and encodes 1299 amino acids. The transcript has 2 exons. The record is from RefSeq and is a predicted model, not a curated record.
UAAUAGAGUGCAUGAUAGAAUGAAAGUAGGGGGUCACGCUGCGUCGUUCACGGCAACGUUCCUACAAACAUUCCUCGGUACACCUAGCGACGAAAAUUCGCGACGUGACUGGUCCUCGCCGUGUCUAAAAAAAAAGUGCAACCACCUACACAUUUGACAGCGAUGGAUCUGGUGCAUCUCCCACGACAGCAUUGAUACCAGCCAUUUGCUGGCAGUAUUACAUACCACUUUCUCUUCAUUCGCCAUGGACAGCGUACUUGACUUCCUUGAUGCUGGCACAAAAAAGGCGGCGUUCGAAGCCCACUUGGCAAGGCUUGAAGCGACACCUCGUCUCGACUUCGACGCCUUGCGAGUGUGCAUUCGACUAUUACCGCCAUUGACCCCCGAAGAAGUGGCCGGCCGCUUUGAAAGUAGCACCGCUUCCGUAACACCAAGCCAGGAUAUCUCACCUUACGAAAAGCUUUGGGGCCUCAUUCUCUUUCACAUACUCGAGGAGCAGGACCUAGAACGCCUCUACAGCAUCGUUGAGAUAUGUCUCGGCCAUAGUUCUAUCGCAGCUGCACAACUCGACCGGCGAACUCAUGAUGCACUCGGUCUUCUUCUCUCGGAAAUUUCCAACAAUCGUAAAAAGGUAGCGAGCGAUGAAGCAGAGCUACUACUACAAGAGGAGCGCAUCCGUAAAGCUGUGGGCUAUCUAAACUUUUUGAAGUGCUCUUUUUGGCUUCCCAAACAUCAGCAACAUCUCAUCAGUCCAAGCUCUAUAGGACUCCUCUCAGCCUUCAUUGGCAUCGAUGGACUAGAUCACGCUGCACAAGGUGCCCUAUCUGCUUUGUUCGCGCUGCUUAAAAACGGUGGGCCGAUUGUUGUUGCCUACCAGAAGCACCCGUUACAGCCGUGGUUGAAGUACGAACCUGCUUUGGGACGACUCGUGCUGAACAAAACCAUUAUUGACCAAUCCUUUUGGAACAAGGUCAAAAUGCUUGGACCCGAGGUUUUCACCUCAAACUCCAGUCACAUCUUCAGGACAUGGUUUCAGUGGAUUUCGCAAGCUGUCACCGACGGCGUGGACCUGGAAUGUCUGCUCGAUGACCUGUAUUGGAAAAGGCUUCAGAUUGGCCUUUUGAAGGGCUUCGCCGAUCAGCGUAAAUACUGCCUCGGGAUCAUUCGCCAGUCAUUACUUGCUACGAACAAGGAUAUCCUCACUUCCACACUCGAGUUCCAUGUUGACGACCGCGACGCUUAUUUAAUGGCGUACGAGCAGUUCUCAGUAUUGUUCGAAACAAUCGUGCUAGACCGGUACCAGAACCAAGUGCAGGCCUGCCUACCGGAGCUCACAUUAUUGCUUGGUCCCCAAUCAAAGAUCUCGUCGAUGAUGGCUACCACAUUGCUUGCUGCCUCACUUGAUUCCACGGUACAAGAGGGCAUACGCAAAAUCAUUGGUAAUUGGUAUAUGAACUACGUUGUUGAGGACCAAACAGACUGCAGCGACCAUAUAAAUUUUCUCCUUGAGGGAUUCCUUCCAUGGGGGACCGAAGGCAACCUUUUCACAUCUACUAUCACGUCGGCACGAGCAAUGACCAUGUGUACUCACGGCUCGGCACUCGUUAAUGUUGUUGCUAGGUUUAUAUCAAAGUCUCCAGACAGCCCACCUUCCACUGUCCCGACCAAAACAGACAUCCUAGAGACGACAGUGCUGACUUCAAGUCGCCAAAGGGUGAUCCUUGGAGUCACUCGCUUCAUCUUAAAUUCGGGUGGUAGAAUCUUCCAACCUGCCAUCCUAUACCUGAUGGAAGGCCUCAUCAAAGGCCUGCAAGCACGCCAAGGAGAACUACCGUUACAGCAUUCAUUAAGUCCUUCGGAAGUCAAUGAAAUCCUUCGUCUUUCACGUCUCACGGGAUUACCGGAGAUUUCAACCAACCUUCAAAGCAUUUUCUGCCGGCAACUUUGUGACUUGGUCGCGUCUGACUGGAAAGUAUCAAACGAGUCUGGCUAUAAUAUGUUGAAAACCCGACUGCUGGAACUCGAAAAGUCUGUGGACGAUACCAACACGCCAGACACCGUUUGGUCAAUAUCCGGAGAAUUACCGUCAUUUCAGGCUUUCCUAAAGCAGCUAGAUGUGUCGAAACAUCGAUCUAUCCAAGGAGAGGCUUACGCACCAGCCUCGAAGAGUGUAGUAGAGAUGCUUGAUCAAGCAAAUAUCACAUCCAUUGAUCACGAUGAUCUACACUCCAUCUUGAACGCCUUUUGGGAAGAGGCGGAGAGGAGAGAAUUCAGCAGAUCGGUCGCGAUGCAUCUGCCGCCUCUGUUAUUCCACCCGACGUGCAUCCAAGUCUGCGUGUCACACUAUUUUCGACAAGAAGAAGAGAAAGAUGAUUCUUUGAUAGGUCUUCUUUCAAGAGCCAUGGAACACCUACAGUCACUUUCCAGGGGUAGGACAUACAUUCUCUCUGUCCUCGUAAGAUCACUCCGCAAAGUGGCAUUUCGCUGCCCUUCCGUUCUCAGUGUUCUACCAUUUGAAGACUUCAUCCUUGACUUUCUUGACAAUCCACCAUCAGUCAAGCCAGAAUUCCUAUUCGAACUCGCUGCUGCUGAGAAACUUCAAAAGCUCUUGCCCCAUAGAACAUACGCUUCGUAUUAUGGCCAGAGAGAAUGGCAUGCGUAUGCGGCUCUAAUCGAUAUAAUCCAGCGAUUCCCAGAAGAGCAACUGGGCGUCGCUAAGCGUAUCUUGGAUCGAUUGCUAGAGCCGUGGAGGAUCCAGGAAGCACCAAUUCAUAUCAAGAGCAAAUGGAAAGAAACACUACAGUUACAAGCGAUGCUCCUACUCAGUGACCUCUGCAUCAUUGAAUCGGAGGCGAGUAUCUACCUCGAAUCCUUCAUGCACGCCUUGGUUCUGGAACCGUGGCCACGUUUUCGCUUUUUGCUGGAGUGGAUUGUCGCUCGCAUUCUCAUCCGCUUCCCUGGGAACGCGUCUCGGAUUCUCAUCGACCUUGAGAGAUUGGGUGAUAACAGUCCCAUACACAUUGCUAGCCUCAUGAAGCUGGGGCUCCUUAUCGUACCAUUUCAAACAGAAGACUUUGCAGUGAAACUUGCAACACAGCUCACCUAUUUCUGUGCCAGUCCAAAGGUCCAAAUUCGGCACGAGGCGAACUUUGAUUUUCCCAUAGUCCUCGACAUAGCAAAGGAAAAGGGCUGGACGAGUGUUACAGGCAACCCUGCUUUCGUAGCAUUGAAUACCUUCCUUCGACAAUUGGACAAAUUCAAUGCUUCUCCGUGGACAAUAAGAACACUGAAAUUAGAAGCUGUGAAAGACUUCACAGUUGUCAAGAUCUUCCAGGGUCAAUACCUUUCGAUCGAGUCACCAGAGAAGGAGACAGUUGCGUAUGAGGACUUCCUCUUGCUCCGGGAAGAAGAUCAGAUAUCUGGCACAAACGCUCCGUCGGAGCAUAUGGCACUAGGUGCGAGAAUCAACACGGACAUAACUUUGGAGGCACCAGCCAUACGUCCUAACUUACCACCUGCCACUAUCGGACACUCUACUCCAGCCAAUCCAACGUUCCUUCAGACAAAGUCUGGCUUCGACUUCAACACCCUCCACCCCUCUAGUGGGUCUCCAAGCACCCAAAAUCAACGCCCAGCAUCCGUCAUUUUAGUUGCCUCCCUAAUUGACAACCCAACGAAUCUUGGCGGCCUUUCACGUAUUUCUGAGUCAUUUGGUCUUGAAGCCUUAUACAUUAACGACGUGAAGAAGAUCGGGCACAGGGACUUCAAAGCUACAAGCGUGACCUCAGAAAAACACUUUCCAAUUGGAGAGCUCAAAAUACCCGGCGUACCCGACUUUCUGCUCGAAGCGAAGAGGAAGGGAUAUGAAGUUGUGGGUAUCGAGCAGACGGAUCGAAGUGGGAUAUUAGGAAACGGAGAUAUUGGUGGGGGACGUGAUAUAAACCAGAAGGAUCUUGGUACCUUGCCAAAGAAGUGCGUUCUAGUGCUGGGUAGCGAGAAAGGAGGCAUCUCACCUGAGGUUCUAGCGGUGGUUGAUCGAUGUGUUGAGAUCAAGACAGUGGGCGUGACGAGGAGUCUCAAUGUCCAGACUGCGGGAGGCAUUGCAGUCUAUGAGUGGUGGAGAGAGUGGGGCUGUAGCAAUUGACGAAGGAUGGUGGGUACGUGUUUCUCUACACGUAGGCUACCCGAGCUGAAAGUUUAUAUGGGUUGAACACCACCUUCGAUGUCUAGUUUGGACAUAUAUACCGUGACUUCUCACGUUAGAUCGAGAGAUAAAGCCAGUUACAUCAAAACAUAUCAAUCCUACGAAACCGCUUGAGCUAGUGGAAUGCAAGUUGCAGUGCGGUAAACAAACAGGCUGUUAGGGAUCUAUGCGG